ACCUUAGGUGAGUCUGGGUUCCAAGUGUGACCUUCGGGGUUGUAAAGUUGCUCCAUCGUUGAAAAUGGCAAGUUUUUCUCUUGUUUUAGCCGCCUUGAUUGUGUGUUUUGCAGUGUUUUUGGCCGAUCCAGGGCUUGGAUUUAGCGGAUCAACUGAAGAUGGCGGUUGUCCCUGUUCGGAUCCUUCUCACUGCAAAGUUAUUUCAACGCAGCCGCGGAAAGAAGUUUUUGCCUUCUGGGUAGGAUCGACAACAUGGAAGCAUUAUGAUUGGACACGGAUCACUACCAUUGUAAUGUUUCAUCGUCACAAUCCACAACUCAUGUGUUAUGCCCACUCCAAAGGGGUUCGAGUCGUCAGUAUGGGUAUAUUUCCGGCAGCGAAUCUUUCCAGUGUGGCCGAUCGGAGCGCCUGGGUUAUGGCCGAAGUCAACGAGGCCAUAGAGCAGUAUCUGGACGGUAUUAACAUAGAUAUCGAAUAUCCGAUGAAUAAAUCCGAAGCUCACUUGCUGACCAAUCUUGUGGCUGAAACUGCUCAUGCUUUCCACAUUUCAAUUCCAAACUCUCAGGUGACGUAUGACGUCGCCUGGUCACCUGACUGCAUCGACGAGCGUUGCUAUGACUACAAAGGCAUCGCUGAAGUAUGUGACUUCGUCUUCAUCAUGGCGUACUCGGAGCAGAGUCAGAUCUAUGGCCCUUGUAUUGCCAUGGCAAACGGCCCGUAUAACAAAACAGUCAGAGGAGUCCAAGGUUACCUUAAAUUGGGAAUUCCUCCAGACAAGCUCGUCUUAGGAUUGUCCUGGGACGGCGUGGACUACGUCUGUCAGAAAGUUUCCAAGGACAAUGUGUGUUCUAUCGAACGUGUCCCUUUCCGUGGAGCUCCAUGCAGUGAUAUACCAGCGAAGGAAAGAACAUUCGCUUUUAUUAUGACCAAACUGGUGGAUUCUACUACUGGUAGACUGUACAAUGCGACGUAUGCCUCACCGUACUACAACUACAAGACCAAUGUGCCUGGCCAGAUCAGACAAGUCUGGUAUGACGAUGUCGGGUCCCUGACUCUACGCUACGAGUACGCCAAAAGUGCUAACCUACGCGGCGUGGGCAUGUGGCCCGUGGACAGCCUCAACUACACCCAGACGCCCGCCGCUGAGAACCAAACACGUGCUAUGUGGGAGGCCAUCGACACUUUCCUGAAAUGAGAAUAAAGUAUUAAGCAUAUUGCUUAGCAAAUUGAUAACACAAACAAACCCAAAGAUUGUUAAACGAUUUAUUUUGUGAAAGGGUCCGCCCGUUCCAGAAUUAAAACUAUUCCAAAGUUAAAACAGUAUUUGCUUUAAACUUACGGGUUUUCAUCAUUGGUAAAUAAUCAAAUGAAAGGGGAAUUGUUUGGAUAUGGAGAUAUCAGAUAUUAUCAUUAGGCCUAUAAACAUGUUAAUUGUUGUUAAAGUGAAAUUUUGCGUAUUCCAUCCACGUAUUAAUAUCCAGUGUAUCUUGUACGGUAUAUUUCGUCCCACACUUUGUAAGCUGCAUAUGUUGGCUAUUCACUAUAAUCCAGCGGCAGUCAUUUUCUGCGCAGGAACCAGGAUCGCGCGAGUUGCGCUCAGGCAGCACGCACACGCAGCACGCACACGCUUCGGGCUCCUUCGACCAAUAGGAAAACCAAAAUGCGCGCGUGCCGCGUCUUUUGAACGCAUGCAGCAUGUGCGUGUCACCACCGCAGUAACAGCUUCUAAAUUCUGGUUGCCGGAUUCCACUAUAGUUAAUUACUCGAGAAGAUUGCUUUUAUGUUUUGUUGAGCCUGAAGUGAACUAUACGUAUUAUUAUACUUAUAUGUAUAGCUGUCCUUGUUCAGCUGAAAUAGAUUAUCAGUGCUUUAUUAGCUAUUAAUAUAACAAGGAAAGGUGAACUGGUCGUAUUAUUGUCUCAGUUAUAACUUGAAUUGAAGUGUUGAGAUACUAUUUGUAUAUUUUGUACGUGUCUAAUUGUUUUUACACUUUGCGAAUAAAAAAGCAAAUCGAAAUUCUAUGACUGUCCUUGUUCGGCUGGAACAGGACUUUAGUUAUUAAUGUGAAAAUGAAACCAAGAGGAACUGGUCACAAAUUGAUUCAAAAAUCUCAAUUGAACAUUUUGAGAUUCUAUUUUGAAUAUUUGGUACGUGUUUUAUCUUUUCGAAACUUUCUAACAUUGAGAAUAAAUGUUGAUAUUCGA
This is a messenger RNA of Patiria miniata (bat star), 2204 nucleotides long. Its product is annotated as di-N-acetylchitobiase-like. Gene Ontology annotation, biological process: carbohydrate metabolic process; chitin catabolic process. The coding region runs from base 65 to 1195 and encodes 376 amino acids. The transcript is spliced from 7 exons. The record is from RefSeq and is a predicted model, not a curated record. Gene Ontology annotation, molecular function: chitinase activity; chitin binding. NCBI's taxonomy places the organism in Eukaryota, Metazoa, Echinodermata, Asteroidea, Valvatida, Asterinidae. Gene Ontology annotation, cellular component: extracellular region.